CAGGAAUCGUCCAUUUUGUCCGCAGCUCGGCGAACUCAGCAGCGCAGAGAGGGGAAGCGGCUGCUCUCCUGCCUUGACGUGCUCUGCUCGCCCAUCGCUGCUGCAGAAACGGUGCUGCCAUGGCGGACGCCGCCGUCUCUUUCGCCAAGGACUUCCUGGCCGGCGGUGUAGCUGCUGCCAUUUCCAAAACCGCCGUGGCGCCCAUUGAGAGGGUCAAGUUGCUGCUGCAGGUGCAACAUGCAAGUAAACAGAUCACUGCGGACAAGCAGUACAAAGGCAUCAUUGACUGUGUUGUGAGGAUCCCCAAGGAGCAGGGCUUCGCUUCCUUCUGGCGUGGCAACCUGGCCAACGUCAUCCGCUACUUCCCCACUCAGGCCCUCAACUUUGCCUUCAAGGACAAGUACAAGCAGAUAUUCCUGGGUGGUGUAGACAAGCACACACAGUUCUGGCGUUACUUUGCUGGAAACCUCGCGUCAGGGGGUGCAGCGGGGGCCACCUCCCUCUGCUUCGUAUAUCCCCUGGAUUUCGCCCGCACCCGGCUGGCCGCCGACGUAGGCAAGGCAUCCUCCUCCCGAGAGUUCACCGGUCUGGCUGACUGCCUCGCGAAAAUAUUCAGAUCAGAUGGCCUCCGGGGCCUCUACCAGGGAUUUAAUGUCUCUGUGCAGGGCAUCAUCAUAUACAGGGCUGCUUACUUUGGUAUCUAUGAUACAGCAAAAGGUAUGCUUCCAGACCCCAAGAACACCCAUAUUGUGGUGAGCUGGAUGAUCGCGCAGACAGUGACUGCAGUGGCUGGAGUGGUGUCUUACCCAUUCGAUACUGUCCGCCGUCGUAUGAUGAUGCAAUCUGGGCGCAAAGGAGCGGACAUCAUGUACAGCGGCACCUUGGACUGCUGGCGGAAGAUAGCGCGUGACGAAGGCGGAAAGGCUUUUUUCAAGGGUGCUCUGUCCAAUGUGCUACGGGGCAUGGGGGGGGCCUUCGUGCUCGUCCUCUACGACGAAUUCAAGAAGUUUGUCUAGGUCUCUGUCACAGGUUACACAGCAACCUAGAGUUAUGAUCUAGUGAUUCUCUUUGUCACAUAGAAUAAGUGUUACCACUAGGAUCCAUAAUGAUUUCCCAAACUGGCUCUGCCAGUACACUAUGUGUUAUAGCGCUUGUGUAGCACUACCUAAUAAAACCUCACAACACUGACCUGUAUAACAUAACGCCCAUGUAGGCGUGACAUACUUUUUUGUUUUAACUUUUUCACCAAAAUUUUAAUUUAAUUUUUAGACUUGGGCAUUUGAACAGAGUAAAUGUAAAAACAUGUCCUUUUUAUUUAUGAGUUUCCAAAUUCCUUAAUGUAAAAGUAAUAUGUUUGUUCUUUCUUUGCAUACAGCAUAUAUACCAAGAUAUUAUAGCAGCACCUUAUAAACACAGGUGUAUUACUUUUAUUCUAAUAAAUUAUUGUAAUAAACUGAUGAGUAAUUGUUAGUGGUAAUAAGCAACCUGCUGGCUUUGCUUUUCCUCAAGAUGGCGCUACAGGUGUAGGGUUAGUUACCUCUUCAGUACCUCUUCCUGCAUUGUUUAAAUUGUUGUUUUGUUGCUUACCAGCCCUUACCCAGUGUCAUUGUUUUUUACAUUAUUUUAUAAGUAGAAUUGGCUGGUAUAUUUUGUUUUUUAGACAUAUAACUUGAGAACAUGUUGAAGAGCACGACCAGUGUAAAAUCUUGGUUCCAGGGUAUGUACUGUUAAAUUUUCAUUUUUAAUAACUAAUAUUGCACUGUCCUUCAUUGU
Messenger RNA from Scleropages formosus (Asian bonytongue), 1773 nucleotides. RefSeq names its product solute carrier family 25 member 6 (gene slc25a6). NCBI's taxonomy places the organism in Eukaryota, Metazoa, Chordata, Actinopteri, Osteoglossiformes, Osteoglossidae. The record is from RefSeq and is a predicted model, not a curated record. The transcript is spliced from 4 exons. Gene Ontology annotation, cellular component: mitochondrial inner membrane. Bases 120 to 1016 code for a protein of 298 amino acids. Gene Ontology annotation, molecular function: ATP:ADP antiporter activity. Gene Ontology annotation, biological process: negative regulation of mitochondrial outer membrane permeabilization involved in apoptotic signaling pathway; mitochondrial ADP transmembrane transport; mitochondrial ATP transmembrane transport.